AUGUCGGGCGAGGCGUGGUUGUUUCUACUCGCCGUCCUUCUCAAUGCCGUCAAUCUCUUCCUGCAGGUCUUCUUCACCAUCAUGUACUCCGACCUCGAAUGCGACUACAUCAACCCCAUCGACCUCUGCAACCGCCUCAACAUGUACAUUGUACCAGAAGCCGGCGUCCACGCAUUCCUCACAAUAUUGUUCUUGAUCAACGGCUACUGGCUGCCUUUGCUCCUGAAUAUGCCCCUGAUCGCGUGGAACGGAAAGAAGAUCUUCGAAAACCAACAUCUCCUUGACGCGACUGAGAUCUUCCGCAAGCUCAACGUCCAUAAGAAGGAGUCUUUCAUCAAGCUGGGUUUCCACUUGUUGAUGUUCUUCUUCUAUCUCUACUCGAUGAUUGUAGCUCUCAUCAGAGACGAAAGUCGGUAA
This is a messenger RNA of Zasmidium cellare ATCC 36951, 417 nucleotides long. RefSeq lists its product as uncharacterized. Lineage: Eukaryota; Fungi; Ascomycota; Dothideomycetes; Mycosphaerellales; Mycosphaerellaceae. Gene Ontology annotation, cellular component: COPII-coated ER to Golgi transport vesicle; endoplasmic reticulum membrane. The coding region runs from base 1 to 417 and encodes 138 amino acids. The record is from RefSeq and is a predicted model, not a curated record. Gene Ontology annotation, biological process: endoplasmic reticulum to Golgi vesicle-mediated transport. The transcript is spliced from 3 exons.